Messenger RNA from Athene cunicularia (burrowing owl), 2042 nucleotides. It is a transcript of the gene PIP5K1B, whose product is annotated as phosphatidylinositol-4-phosphate 5-kinase type 1 beta. Bases 98 to 1753 code for a protein of 551 amino acids. The transcript is spliced from 14 exons. Gene Ontology annotation, biological process: phosphatidylinositol metabolic process. Gene Ontology annotation, molecular function: phosphatidylinositol kinase activity. The record is from RefSeq and is a predicted model, not a curated record. NCBI's taxonomy places the organism in Eukaryota, Metazoa, Chordata, Aves, Strigiformes, Strigidae.
AGGUUCUGGAAAACAUUAACAAAACCAAUGAAUGGCUUGAUCUUCACUCUCCGCUCCAGAUGACUUGCCCUGUUGUUUUUAAUGCUUCUGCUGUUAGAUGUCGUUUGUUACUGAAAAUGGAGAUGUUACUGCUGGAAAGCCAAAUGAAGAGAAAACGUAUAAAAAGACUGCAUCCUCAGCUAUUAAAGGUGCUAUCCAGCUGGGAAUAGGAUACACAGUAGGAAACCUUACAUCUAAACCGGACAGAGACGUUCUUAUGCAAGAUUUCUAUGUAGUGGAAAGUGUCUUCCUACCGAGUGAAGGGAGCAAUCUCACCCCUGCUCAUCAUUAUCCUGACUUCAGAUUUAAGACGUAUGCACCUCUUGCCUUCCGCUACUUCAGAGAACUUUUUGGUAUCAAGCCUGAUGAUUACUUGUACUCAAUCUGCAGUGAGCCUUUAAUUGAAUUAUCCAACCCAGGUGCCAGUGGGUCCUUAUUCUUUGUGACUAGUGAUGAUGAAUUCAUCAUCAAAACAGUUCAACACAAAGAGGCUGAGUUUCUGCAGAAGCUGUUGCCGGGUUAUUACAUGAAUCUGAACCAGAAUCCAAGGACUCUUCUACCCAAAUUUUAUGGACUGUACUGCGUUCAGUCAGGAGGCAUUAAUAUUAGAAUUGUUGUAAUGAACAAUGUUUUACCACGAGCCUUGAAAAUGCAUUUCAUGUACGACUUGAAAGGCUCCACAUACAAACGGAGAGCAUCGAGAAAAGAGAGGGAGAAGUCCAACCCUACAUUCAAAGACUUGGAUUUCUUGCAAGACAUACAUGAAGGGUUGUAUUUUGACUCUGAAACACACAGCGCACUAAUGAAAACACUACAGCGGGAUUGUCGAGUUCUAGAAAGUUUUAAGAUCAUGGAUUACAGUUUGCUACUGGGAAUCCACAUACUGAACAGUAACAUGAAGGAAAAAGAGGGAGAGAGUUCCCAGAGUGUAUCAGAUGCGAAACGUCCUGGAGGGCAGAAAGUUCUUUAUUCCACAGCCAUGGAGUCCAUACAGGGCUCUGGGAAGUCAGGGGACUCCAUUGCCACAGGGACAACAAAUACAAUGGGAGGUAUUCCAGCUAAAAGCCAUAAAGGAGAAAAGCUGCUUCUGUUUAUGGGUAUUAUUGAUAUUCUCCAGUCUUAUAGGUUAGUGAAGAAGCUGGAACAUUCUUGGAAGGCUCUUGUUUAUGAUGGGGACAGUGUUUCAGUUCACAGACCAAGUUUUUAUUCAGACAGAUUUUUAAAGUUUAUGAGUACAAGAGUUUUCAAGAAAAUUCAAGCUUUAAAGUCUUCACCUUCGAAGAAACGAUGCAAUUCCAUCACAGCCCUAAAGGCAGCAUCACAAGAAAUAGUGUGCGCAGUUAGCCAGGAGUGGAAGGAUGAAAAGCAUGGCAUUCUUGCUGAAGGACAAAGCUAUGCCAGCCUUGAUGAAGAAGUACUAGGUUCACACCAUCGACCAGAUCUAGUUCCAAGCACUCCAUCUCUGUUUGAAGCAGAUUCCUUGGCAACCACAAUUUCUUCUUCUUCCCUGAAUGUAGAUGAGCAUUAUCAAUGCGAUCAACCUAUGCUGCAUUCUAGCAGUAAAGGGGUACCUUCGAGUUCAACAUUCACUUUAGAAGACAGUGCUAUCUAUCUGACUUCAGAACAGAGCACACUGGAAGUGGAAAAUGAUAAUACUUCGGUUUUGGAUGUAUACUUAGACACAGGUACAGAGACAUCUUCAGUUUGCAGCUGAAGGGCUGGUCUGGGUCCAGAGUUCUUCAGUUCUGAACAAAGGCCAGGUUCAGCAAACCAGAAUUUUGUGCACCUGCCAUUCUAAGCAGCACUGUUAGGAACAUCCUCAAAUCCAAGUUUACUUUAAAAUUCCAUUUGUUUACUUUUGCCUAAAUCUUUUAACCCAGAUAAUAACCUAAGAAGUGUAGCUUUUAUGAAUAAAAUAUGACUAACCAUGAUCUGCACUGAGCAGCAAGUAUAAGCCAAUCUAAAUUAUUUCCAAAUAUUCUAGUACUAUACAAUGAGAAACA